This is a messenger RNA of Scleropages formosus (Asian bonytongue), 3503 nucleotides long. Its product is annotated as leucine-rich repeat transmembrane neuronal protein 4-like. The coding region runs from base 665 to 2221 and encodes 518 amino acids. The record is from RefSeq and is a predicted model, not a curated record. The transcript is spliced from 3 exons. Gene Ontology annotation, molecular function: protein binding. NCBI's taxonomy places the organism in Eukaryota, Metazoa, Chordata, Actinopteri, Osteoglossiformes, Osteoglossidae.
CUGAGCAUCGCGCUGAGCAUCGCAGCGCGCGCCGGAGUCCUCCUCUCCGCCGCUCCUCCUCGCGGCGCAGGAAUCGCGCCUCGGUGUCGCGCGCGCUCAGCCGCCCACUCUGGACCCGCAGACGCGCACGAGCCGCAUCUCCUCCGUCCCCGUCGUAGGCGUCGCGCGCGCCACCUGCUCCGAUGCCGCGUGAGGCGCGUGCAGCGGCGCCCCGAACCCCGGACCGAGGAGCCCUGGACCGGGCUCGAGGACGCGGAUCUGCUCUCCCCCCGGAAUGUGUGUGUGUCUCUCUCUCUCUGUGUGCGUCUGCGUGUGUGUCGACGCGCACCCAGUUGGCGUUUCGUCGCGCGCUCCGCUGGGCUGGCGCGACGCGCGGAUGAGGCGCGCUGACGAAUAAGGGUCUCGGGACGUGGCUUUUAUAAACUUUUUAUUUCAACCGGCGUCGCUGCACAAAUAACAGCCCGAACGAAUCGCGCCGAUCUCUGGGAUUAUUGGCUGCCGCUCGCGGGACUCUGGGAUCGCGCCACGAGCUGCCUCGCGCUCACCGACGUGUGGGAGCCGUCCGCUCGAGGAGCGCGUGUCAUGCGGGCUCGGGCUCGGGCUCGCGCUCGGCUGCCGGGGUCGCGCGCUACUGGGCUCUGAAUCGCAGGAGAGACCAGCCGAGAUGGGGUCCCUGGUGCAAGUCCGGUGGCUCCUUAUACCGCUCCUGCUGCAUGCCUGGAUCCUGGCUGCUCCGAGCGGGCUCCGCGAGCGCCCGUGCCCCAGGAGCUGCCGCUGCGACGGCAAGAUUGUCUACUGCGAGUCCAGCGCCUUCCGCGACGUGCCCAAGAACGUGUCUACGGGCUGCCAGGGCCUGUCGCUGCGCUACAACAGCCUGGCGAAUCUCCGAGCCGGUCAGUUCGCCAGCCUCGGCCAGCUGGUCUGGCUCUACCUGGACCACAACUAUAUCAGCGCGGUGGACGGCCGGGCCUUCCAGGGUGUGCGGCGCCUCAAGGAGCUCAUCCUGAGCUCCAACAAGAUCUCGCAGCUCCACAAUGACACAUUCCACACCGUGCCCAACCUGCGCAACCUGGACCUGUCCUACAACAAGCUACAAACACUUCAACCGGGGCAAUUCCAGGGCCUGCGCAAGCUGCUGAGCUUGCACAUCCGCUCCAACUCGCUGAAGAGCAUCCCCGUGCGGGUGUUCCAGGACUGCCGCAACCUGGAGUUCCUGGACCUGGGCUACAACCGGCUGCGCAGCCUCACCCGCAACGUCUUUGCAGGGCUCCUCAAGCUCACUGAGCUGCACCUGGAGCACAACCAGUUCUCCAAGAUCAACUUCUCGCACUUCCCCCGCCUCAACAAUCUCCGUGCCCUCUAUCUGCAGUGGAAUCGCAUCCGGUCCAUCAGCCAAGGCCUCACGUGGACAUGGACCUCUCUGCAGAAGCUGGACCUCUCGGGAAAUGACCUUCAGGUUGUCGAUGUAAACAUCUACCGGUGUCUGCCCAACCUCCAGACUCUCAACCUAGACUCAAACAAGCUCAGCAACGUGUCCCAAGACGCGGUGGCCAGCUGGAUCUCGCUGACCACCAUCAGCCUGGCAGGAAACGUGUGGGACUGCAGCCCCAGCAUCUGCCCUCUGGUGGCCUGGCUGAGGAACUUCAAGGGGAACAAGGAGACCACAAUGAUAUGUGCUGGGCCUAAAGAAGUCCAGGGGGAGAAGGUGAUGGAGGCGGUGGAAACGUACAGCAUUUGCAAAGUCACUCCACCCCCUUCCGUCUUCACGCUGUCCACGCUCUCCAGCACCUCGCUGAAGCCAAGGAGACCGCCCAUACCGACAUCAUCCAGGGUGGGCGAGGACUUGUCCCGCGGCGGGCGUCAGGCCAGCCCCUCUCCCUCGGGGGCCUCCUCCCUGGUUCCUGAGCAGGAGUUUGAACACGUGUCCUUCCACAAGAUCAUUGCAGGCAGCGUGGCGCUCUUCCUGUCAGUGGCCAUGAUCCUGCUAGUGACCUACGUGUCAUGGAAGCGCUACCCGGGCAGCGUGAAGCAGCUGCAGGAGCACUCGCUGGGCCGCAAGCGGCGGAAAAAGGCACGCGAGACGGAGCGCACGCUCAGCUCCCCCCUGCAGGAAUACUAUGUGGACUACAAGCCCACUAACUCUGAGACCAUGGACGUGCUGGUCAAUGGGUCCACACCCUGCACAUACACCAUCUCGGGCUCCAGGGAAUGUGAGGUAUGAUCCGAGCUCCUCCUAAACCCAUUUCCACAGCGGGGAAAGAGAGGUUCCACACCAGGUGAGCGCGCUGACGUUCUACAGGUACGAGCAGCCGAUGAUGGACUACUGCCAGGCCCACCAGCCUUUGCACCUCAACGUGGGCUUUGAGGGCCCCCCCCAAGGACCGGAGGAGCGGGGGCCCCGCGAGCGCGGCACGGCGAAGACUAUCGCCCCGCCCGCCGGGCCCGCUGCCCCUCUCCCCCGUCCCCUUCCCCGGACCCCUCCGCAGUGAGGCCCCCCCCCCCCCCCCUGCGGGGUCCACCUCGCGGGAAGCGACACGGAAGCGGGAACGGACUGGCGCGGACCCUGCGUUCGGAGCGCCCGGAGACACGGAGACGGUCCACGGUGUCCCGGCGAAGGCCAGAGCGCCCCCCCCGCCCCCCCCGCCCCCGAAGGCUGCACCUCUCUCUGUGUCCACAUAGUGUGUUAGCACUUCCUCCUCCAUGCAGACACUCGCCGGUUCUGUGACACCUUUAUUUGGGAAAGUUUUUUUUUUUCCUUUUUUUGCAAAUUGUUGAAAAAACCCAAGUAUUGAGAAACGAUUCGGUUUCUGCUCCUUCACUUGUUCCCUGAGCUCCACGCGGCACAUUUCUGAACAAUUAACGUAGGAAUUCCCUCAGUGCUUCGUAGCUCAUGGAAAUGUGCAAUAAAGCCAAGCGGGAAGGAAGAGAGACGCAGGAGGAGCGGACGGCAGAUGGACGCCUUCCCGAAGGUCUCCUAGCGGCGCCCGCAGGCGGCGACCGCGGUAAAUCACCCUGCAGGUCUGACUAUAGAACAGAGGGAGUCCGCUCUGUUAUGUUGCCGGGAUUUCGCUAUAAAUGAUGUACGAUUCACUUCUUCUGUUGUGGUUUGUUGAUCUGCAACAAUGGCUUGUAUGUCUCACCAAACGACAAGUAUCUGUAUUUUUUCUGUGUGUUUUAAUGCUCUGUUUUAUACACUCUGUUGCUUUUAAAAUACCGCGCUGUUUCAUUAUGACUCAUUGCACGUCCGCUCCUACACGAUGCGUAUUUCUGUUUACCGCGGUCAUCUCUUCGCUCACGUGGGCGCGUGCCCCCCCGUCGAUGCGCACUGGCUCCUGCUGCUACGAGUCGUCGCGCUGUGAACUCCUCAAGACACACACAUUGUCCAGUUUAUCUCGAUAUUCGAAACUGCGCUUUCUUCGCUCACCUUCUUUCUAAAGUUCCGUCCGCAGCGGAGCGGAAAGCCACCUGCGUUUACCCUCCGAGCCCAUAGGUGGCAGUAAAGA